CCCACUACAAGUUCUCACACUCCUACUUCUGAGAGCGAACCGCGGGUGAACUUUGUUGUGUUCUAAAACUCAGCUCUGACAACUUUGACAUUUAUAGCUUUUAACGAAAAUAAUGUAAGGAAAACCAUAGCUUAUUCUUCUCGAGGCUUUUACGCUGCGAACACAUUACACAGCAGAUCUAAUUGCUAAUGGAGAAACUGGUGAGCCAUUACUUGUCCAGAAUCUCCUGAGCUCUAUCAUGUCAGUCUGGCUUGUGUAUGCUUUGCUUUUUUCUCUGAUUGGCCAAACAGAACAGGAUGGACACCCAGUUCCUAUAGAAGAGGUGAAAAUGUAUACAGAAGAAACCUAUUGUGCAUCAUCUGAUUGUGGUGCAUGGGUGUUGAAGGUUACAUGGAGAGAUAAGUUCGCCGAAAAUAAUGAAUCUGAGAAAGUCAGCUACGACAUAGAAGUCCUUCAUACUCAACAGAUGAAGACUGUUCACUUUGAAACUAUACAUGUGAUGCCAAACAAAACAUCCUAUUAUCAUUGGAGAUGGACUUCACCUAUACCGUUGCAGUGCACUUCCCAUUCAGUCAGACUUAGGCGACAUAAUGAGCUUAACAUUGGUGAAUGGACACCAUUGUACACACACAAAGGACAAGAUCUAAAUGCUGCAACAACAACUGUCUAUCCUCACGAUCAAGUUUUCGCGGUUGGGAGUAACAUCACGUUCUGUUGCAUCGUGGAAACAGAUAAGCGUCCAUUGUCUGAAUUUCUAAUUCGCAUCAGCAACAGGACAUACAUCACAAAACCAGUUCCAUUUGAAGAGCCUUCAACACCCAACAUACAUUGUGAUGUUGAGGGAAACCCUUCUGGCUCUACAAUAUUUAUUGGCUAUCCUCCAGAUGACCAGAAUCUUACAUGUAUAACACGGAAUCUCACCUCUUUGGAGUGUAUCUGGGAAAAGGGUCGAAACACCUAUCUGACUCUUAAUAGAAAGACAACGUAUACACUUGAUGGAAGAGUUUGUGAAUAUCGUAAAUGUGUCAUACAUGAGUUAAAAAAGCAGGUGACAAACUGGACCCUGAUUGCCAAAAAUCCUCUUGGUGUAAAGACUCUCACUGAUACAGCUGACCCUACACACCGAGUAUUGUUGAGAGCACCCAGUAAAAUAUCCCAUGAUGCUUAUGCAAGAAAUGUCACUCUUCGGUGGAGUUGGAACGAGGAAAGCUACGCGUUGUUUCCGAUGAUUUGUCAAGUGAAGCUAAAUGGAAAUAUUUACAAUAAAACCUUCAAUGGAAUGGGACUCACGUCAGCUGUCCUUAUAAACCUGCAGCCCUUUGCUACAUACACAGCUCAAGUACAAUGUGGUUCUUAUGAGCACUUCUACGAAUGGGGCGACUGGAGUGAAAUUACUGAGUUCUCCACUAAAGAGGACAUUCCAGAAGCAGUAGAUGUUUGGAUUCAUUAUUCUGAACAAACUACAUCUGUCUUGUGGAAGCCUCUAACUCAACAACAAAGCCAUGGGAUAAUUACAGGAUAUGAAAUUUCCAUUGGAAAAAUUAAAAAAGAUCUAAAAACACAGCUGUGCUACAACAUCACCUCUGGGAAUGAAAAAAGUGAUCGAAUCAUCACAGUCUCAGCAAAAAACUCUGCUGGUCCUUCUCCUCCUUCUACCAUCAUCAUCCCGAGUUAUCCUGACAGCGAAGUCGAUAUAAGCCGUAUCAAUGGCAAAAAUGGUGGCUUUGAAAUGUCUUGGGAAGAAUACCCCUAUUCUACUUGUGGCUAUGUUGUUGAAUGGUUUCCAACAUACAAAAAGACGCAAUGUGCUGUAGCAUGGGAGAAGAUCCCAAAAUGUGACAGUGGUGCCUGUAACACCUGGAAUCGAUCUGGUAUUUUUGAGGAAGGAGUGAGAUACACUGUCUCUGUCUAUGCCUGCACAGAUGAUUCACCAAAGCUUCUCAAGAGGAGUGAAGGUUAUGCUAUAGAGAAACAACCGGGGAAAGUUGUCAAUCUGAAAGGUGAAAAUAAAGGAAGAAAUGUUGAGCUUUCCUGGGACGAAGUUCCCUUAGAACAGCAAAACGGCUUCAUACAACACUAUGAAGUCAUAAUAUUGCUUUCUGGUUCUGAAACUAUUUUUGACCCGGUAUCGACUGAGGAGCCUAAAGUUAAUUUGAAAUUGGAUCCAGGCUCCUAUACCUUCCGCGUUAGGGCCUGUACAUCUGAAGGGGGAGGUGACUAUGCUACACACAAAAUGAACGUAGAGAAAAGCAGUGACCAGAUUAUUGCAGCCACUAUUGUGGGUUGCAGUGCAGCAACUCUCAUCUUCAUUAUAAUCUCAGUCCUUUGCUACAGGAAACGGAAAUGGUUAAAGAAACUGUUGUAUCCAGAUAUUCCUGAACCAAAACUCGCAGGGAAAUGGAUCACAAAGGGCUUUUAUUGUACCCAGAUGACCGAGGGUUACAUGAAGUGUGAGAUCCAAGAGGUCCACAGUUUAGAGCAUCCUGCGAUCUCAGGAAGUCUACGUGUCCUUGACCUCAUCAGCUCGAACCCCAAAGUAGUUCCUGCACAACAUUUCUACCAAAACAUUUCUGAAUCUCCAGCUGAUGUGUCAUACUGUCCUGUUCAGAAGCUUACCUCAAUUAUUGAGAACCCUUCUUAUAAUAUGACCAUACCAGAACCAGUUGGUGUUGCUCAGAUAUCCGAUCUUACACUGGAAAUGCAGGACUCUUACCUCCCAGCCCCUAACUUUGUUCAAAAUAAUUUUGUUGUGAAAGGAUCAGAUUGCUACAAGCCCCAGUCAGCAUCUGCUACAAAUGCAUAGCUCCAGUAGAUAGACCUCAGUGUCGUGUCUUGCCAUGCACACCAUGUAUAUGCAAAUUAUGCCAAUGUAAAUGCCAGUGAAUUCAUGUUAUUUAUAAAGUACUGUACUGUUUUCUCCGCACUAUGUUUUGUAAAAUGAGUAGUGAAAUGCAUUUUUUUAAACACUGUGAUGAAAAAUAAAAAAUGCUGUGACCACCUUUAAAA
This is a messenger RNA of Cyprinus carpio (common carp), 3006 nucleotides long. It is a transcript of the gene lifrb, whose product is annotated as LIF receptor subunit alpha b. The record is from RefSeq and is a predicted model, not a curated record. Gene Ontology annotation, molecular function: cytokine binding; cytokine receptor activity. Gene Ontology annotation, biological process: cytokine-mediated signaling pathway. Gene Ontology annotation, cellular component: membrane; signaling receptor complex; external side of plasma membrane. Lineage: Eukaryota; Metazoa; Chordata; Actinopteri; Cypriniformes; Cyprinidae.